Ruditapes philippinarum (Manila clam) is the source of this 899-nucleotide messenger RNA. RefSeq lists its product as uncharacterized. Lineage: Eukaryota; Metazoa; Mollusca; Bivalvia; Venerida; Veneridae. Bases 96 to 656 code for a protein of 186 amino acids. The record is from RefSeq and is a predicted model, not a curated record. The transcript is spliced from 3 exons.
CAACGCUCAAUAUUAUAUAUUUCGAAAUUAUCAAAAUCGAUGAGUAUUUAAGUAUUACACUUGUAUACAUUACUUUAGAAUCAGAAAAUCUUGUAAUGAUAAUGAUGGUCUUCAAAAACACAACAGUUUUCAUCCUAUUACUGGCGCUGUUUGUUCUAGCUGCCGAAUGCCGGAAAGGUGGUGGUGGCAGUGGAGGAGGGCGUAGCCGCGGAAGAAUAAUAACAGGCGGAGGUGGUAAUAGGUCAACAAGAUCUAGCAGUAGCGGUUCAAUUGGUUACUGGUGGAUACUUCCUGUUGCGAUCGUCUGUCCCAUCUUGGUAGCAUUGAUUGUUUAUCUGUGUUAUAAAUAUGAAGCAUGCAAGAAAGGGACAUCGGCAACAGAGCAAUCGCAAAGGAUGACGAGUCUUCAAAGAAUUGGAGGCAACGUGCCAAAACAAUUUCCAACGCAGCGUUCCGGAAACUCAUCGGAUCGCAGGCAUCGUCCUCAGGAGAAUGUCAGCUUGUCGAUGAUAUCAGGCGCACAUCAAGUACAAGAUCGGAAGACCUUUCCUUCUUAUCCGCUACAUACGGUAGUACAGCUACCUUCAUCAUUUAAACAAACCAAAAUUCCGUACCAACAAAGAUCCGCAAAACACAACGCAGCGUUCAUGUUAUGAGAAAUGGACUAUUGCUAUAUCUUGUACAUUUUGUCGAAGACGAUUUUCAAAAACAUUCUUAAACUGUUAUUUUUUAUUUAUUUUUUUUUUGCAUUAUUUUGUUGUUAUUGACAAACUAGAGUAAAAAUAUUGAAAUUAUUUUAGAUACUUUGUACCCGAUUCAUGCAUUAUUAAAGUUUCUUUAUAGCUAAGGGUUAAUAAAAAUUGUAAAACUACACAGAUCUUAAUAAAGUUAUAAAGCUA